UAGUCUGUGAACCCCUCACUCUCCCUUAAGCAAAGCGACAAUGGUGACUUCUUCUCUGCUUUCGCUCUCCUUUUUUCUCAUCUCUUUCUCCUUUCUCCCCGUCCAAACAAUACUCUCUUCUUCGACAGAUGCCUUCGUCUUCGGGGGCUGCACCCAACAAAAAUACACACCCGACUCACCCUACGAAUCCAACCUCAAUUCGCUGCUCACAUCCCUGGUUAACUCAGCCACUUACUCCUCCUACAACAACUUCACCAUCAUGGCCUCAAGUCCCCAAGAUGUCGUCUACGGCCUUUACCAGUGCCGCGGGGAUCUUUCGAUGCCGGACUGCGCCACCUGCGUCGCCCGCGCAGUGAGUCAAACCGGGUCCUUAUGCCCCAGCGCGUGCGGUGGCGCGGUACAGCUUGAAGGCUGCUACGUCAAGUACGACAACGCCACGUUCCUGGGAGUUGAGGAUAAGAAUGUGGUGACGAAGAAGUGUGGGCCGUCUGUGGAGUAUGAGAAGGAGUCGGAUAUUGUGGGGCGGAGAGAUGCGAUGAUGGCGGGGUUGAUGGGCGGAGGAGGGUUGUUCAGAGUGGGUGGGUCGGGGGAAGUUCAGGGUUUGGCCCAAUGUGUGGGGGAUCUCAGCUUAGCUGAAUGCCAGGAUUGUUUGUCGGCCGCCAUCCAACGGCUGAAAACCGAAUGCGGCGCUGGUACUUAUGGUGAUAUGUAUUUAGGCAAGUGUUAUGCUAGAUUCUCCACUUCUGGCUCUCGAGAUAAUGAUCACUAUUAUCCCAAAUCCCAUAACGAUAAAUCUAACAUGGACGGUGAGAAGACAUUUGCAAUUAUCAUUGGAUUAUUGGCUGGGAUCGCUCUGCUCAUCAUUUUCCUUGCUUUCCUAAGAACAGUGGUGGACCGAAAUGGUAAAUAAGAUUCCAACUUCUUUUCCAGAAU
Molecule: messenger RNA, 933 nt
Organism: Hibiscus syriacus
Lineage: Eukaryota; Viridiplantae; Streptophyta; Magnoliopsida; Malvales; Malvaceae
Product: plasmodesmata-located protein 7-like
Exons: 3
Coding region: 41-910 (289 amino acids)
Cellular component (GO): plasmodesma
Source: RefSeq, a predicted model, not a curated record